This is a messenger RNA of Colias croceus (clouded yellow), 1535 nucleotides long. RefSeq names its product L-threonine ammonia-lyase-like. Gene Ontology annotation, molecular function: L-serine ammonia-lyase activity; threonine deaminase activity. The record is from RefSeq and is a predicted model, not a curated record. Gene Ontology annotation, biological process: L-serine catabolic process; L-threonine catabolic process. NCBI's taxonomy places the organism in Eukaryota, Metazoa, Arthropoda, Insecta, Lepidoptera, Pieridae. The coding region runs from base 53 to 1498 and encodes 481 amino acids. The transcript has 11 exons.
CGGAAAUAAGAAAAAUACCAAGAUAGUCAGCACAAAUAUUCAAAAUCACACAAUGCAUAAGGCAGCUAAAGAAAUGAAUGAGCAAGAAACUAAAAAAGAUUGUUUAGGCGAGGCGCCGGGUGUUCUCGCUAAACGAAAUAUAGUUCAGCCUGUGCCUUGGUGUCCCUUACCGGUUGCAGAUAAUACAGACAUAGAUCCUUCCUGUGACCCCGAUAAUCCCCGUAAGAUAACUUACAAAGAUGUGUCGAAGGCAAAUGCUUUAAUAAAGGAAGAAUUUUCAGAAACUCCGCUAUUGAGAUCCAAAUGUUGUAAGCAAUUUCAAAUGGACUUUUAUUACAAACUAGAAGUAUUUCACCAUACUGGAAGUUACAAUGAGAGAAAAGCAUUUUAUGCAUUAUCAAUGUUAAACGAAGAACAGCGAAGUCGAGGUGUUAUUACAGCAUCUUUAGGAAACUGGGCCCUGGCUUUAGCAUACUACGGUCAACGCUUGAAAAUACCAGUUACUGUGGUACUUCCAUCAAAUUCAUCAAUUAUCUAUGUAGGAAGAUGUCAUGAAUUGGGUGCAUUUGUGGUCUCAUUCGGAGAAAAUCUUGACGAAGCUAAAGGACAAGCCUUCGUUAUGCUUAAAAAAAGAGGACAAGUGUAUAUAAAUGGAUAUGACCAUCCGAACGUUAUCGCAGCGUCUGGUUCCAUUGGGAUUGAAAUUCUGCGACAGCUUCCGCAGACUGACGCCAUCAUAGCUCCGGUUGGCGGUGGUGGUCUUUUGGCCGGAGUAGCUGCUGCUGUUAAACACAUUAAACCAGAAAUUUUAGUCUAUGGAAUUGAAUCAAACAGAGCACGUAGCUUCUUUAAAGCCAUGGAAAACGAUGGACCUCAAAAAACUCCUGUUACUCGAGGAUUAGCAACGUCCCUCGCAGUGCCUAUUGUCGGUUAUAACGCUUAUCAUACUGCUAAAUCGUUAGUGGAUAAAUUGGUUUUAGUUGAUGAUGAUUGGAUCGCACGGGCUAUUUUACACCUAGCAGAGGAGGAAAAGCUAGUUGUAGAGGGAGCAGCUGCUGCAAGCCUCGGAGCAUUCAUGGCCCUUCCUGAUGUACUUCCAGAAUUGAGACACAAGUCAAUUGUCUGCAUAUUAACCGGCGGAAAUAUCGAAACAAUGACGUUGUCCCGAUGUUUAGAAAGAGCAAAAGCAAUCGAAGGACGCAUAAUAAAGUUAAGCGUACGCGUGCCUGCAAAUGAUCCACAUGAACAUUUACGGGUUUUGAGUAUGAUUGCCAACGUUGGCGGCAAUAUAAUUAAUUAUUUAUCUGAGAAAGCAAUGCCCGAAGAAGACGAGUAUGGUAUUAAUUACGUUAAAAUAUUAUGUGAAACGAAAGGUAUAGAGCAUGCUUGCACAAUCAAAAGGGUGUUGGAACGCUUAUUUCCAAAUCAGUGUAAAUUUGUAGAAGAACCUUAUAGCCCUGUUCCUAUAUGCGCCUGUUUUCCUCGAAGUGUAAAUUAGUAAAAAAAAAUCUAUAAGUGAAAUGCUAUCAAAACCU